Messenger RNA from Spodoptera littoralis (African cotton leafworm), 411 nucleotides. The record is from the annotation of a GenBank genome assembly. NCBI's taxonomy places the organism in Eukaryota, Metazoa, Arthropoda, Insecta, Lepidoptera, Noctuidae.
AUGAAUCAUAUAUCAUCAAGCAACGUCAAGAAGAUUUCAAGAAUGGAGCCGCCGCCGGUAGACGAGGCGGCAGAGAAAACGAUCUCGGACUAUCUGCGGUCUUGGGGAUUGGAAGCUUACAUUCCAAAAUUUUUGGAAGAAUCCAUUGAAGUGGAGACUCUCCAAAUGUUGUCAGAGGUUGACCUGAAAGACUUAGUGCCAAUUAUUGGACACCGGGCUAAGCUGACGACACAAAUCAAACUUUUGACCAAUAUAAUGUCAAAUGCUUUUGAGAACACUUGUACUAAUACUACUCCGGACUCAAACAACCAAAUAAUGCUGUAUACAGUGGAAGAUUUGCCAGUUGCACAGACAUUACCUGAUGAUGAGGACCCCCCUGAAAUCUCUAAAAUAGAAAUAGAAAGUUUGUGA